GUGACAUUCUUGAUUUUGUAGACAUUCACGAGAGAUGAGGGAUCAAGUCACAUCAUCUGAUCGAGUGAAUUAUGGCGCUGUCAUCGCGCUGGUCGCAAUCAGCUUCAUGCUGCUGCGGAAAUGGAUAGCUGGUGGUGUCUGCAAAAGCCGUGCUUGUCUAGAUGGAAAGACGGUUGUGAUUACUGGUGCUAACACUGGGAUUGGCAUGGAAACUGCAAAAGAUAUGGCUCGUAGAGGGGCUCGGGUAGUGAUGGCUUGCCGGGACCUGACUCGUGCCGAGAAUGCUGCAGAGUAUAUUCGACGCUCCACAGGAAAUGGCAAUGUAGUCAUCAGACACUUAAAUCUGGCCUCUCUAUAUUCUGUCCAAGAAUUUGUCAAAGAGUUCAUAGCAACAGAAGAACGACUGGAUAUACUUAUAAACAAUGCAGGUGUUAUGAUGUGUCCAAAGUGGAUCACAGAGGAUGGCUUUGAGACACAGCUGGCUGUCAAUCACUUGGGACACUUUCUUCUGACCAAUUUACUGUUAGGAAUGCUAAAGAGAUCCUCCCCCAGCCACGUAGUUAAUUUGUCCAGUAUUGCACAUGUUGGUGGAAAGAUUGAAUUUGAUGACCUGUUCUUUGACAAAAGGCCUUACAGUCCUUUGCUCAGCUAUAAACAGAGUAAGCUGGCCAAUGUACUUUUCUCUAGAGAGCUUGCACGAAGAAUGAAAGGUACAGGAGUCUCCUCGUACUGCCUGCAUCCAGGAGUGAUUCGAACAGAGCUGAUUAGGCAUAUUCUGGUACGGUUCCCAGUGCUGAAGAUUAUACUGUCUCUGCCCUGUAUUCUGCUGAUGAAAACUCCCUGGCAGGGUGCACAGACCUCUAUCUACUGCGCUGUCACUGAGGGCUUAGAGAGCAAGUCUGGCUGCUACUUCAGUGAUUGUGCUGAAAAAGACCCUGCACCAGAAGGAAAAGAUGAUGAAGUGGCAAGAAGGUUGUGGGAGGAAAGUGCUGGGCUGGUUGGACUAAACCCCCGCCGCUGAUACGUCAUACUCAUAGACUGUUGCU
Molecule: messenger RNA, 1046 nt
Organism: Sinocyclocheilus anshuiensis
Lineage: Eukaryota; Metazoa; Chordata; Actinopteri; Cypriniformes; Cyprinidae
Product: retinol dehydrogenase 13-like
Exons: 7
Coding region: 35-1021 (328 amino acids)
Source: RefSeq, a predicted model, not a curated record